GUCUUGCUGCAUGCUGCAUAAAGAUGAUCACUAGCAUCUUCUAUUUCAUAUUUAGUCAGUUCGAUAGCAGAACCACACCACCACGAAACAUGGAGGCUCUAAGGCCAAAAGGGCGCACCACCGCCACCCAUAUUCCUCCACUGCACACGGCUCAACUUCUGCCUAUCGUUCCCUUCAACCGCGUAUUUGCCUCAGUUUACUUGUGUGCCCUUCUGGCUUUUUUUUAUCACCAUUUACAAAGACUCAUCAGCUCCACAACACCAAUCUCUUCCUUCAUAAACCUCAUACUAUUUAUCUCCGAUCUUGUUCUUGCCUUCAUGUGGUCCACAGCUCAGGCUGCUCGCCUAUAUCCAAUCCAACGCAAAGAAUUCCCAGAAAACCUCGAUAAAGUUAUUACAAGAAGUGAUUACCCAGCUAUAGAUGUGUUUAUAUGCACUGCGGAUCCGAGCAAGGAACCACCCAUGAGCGUCGUGAACACGGCUUUAUCAGUUAUGAGUUACGAUUAUCCAACGGAGAAGCUUUCGGUGUACGUAUCGGAUGAUGGAGGCUCUGCACUUACUCUUUUUGCGUUCAUGGAGGCUGCCAAGUUUGCCGCACAUUGGUUACCAUUUUGCAGAGAGAACAAUAUUUUACAGAGAAGCCCUGAAUCCUAUUUUGAAUCAAAUUAUUCUACUUCCUCUCAAACCGUCGAAAUUAAGAAGUUGUAUGAAAGCAUGAAGAUGAGAGUUGAGCAUGUUAUGGAGAAAGGGAAAAUAAACGAUGAGUACAUCAGAAGCCAUGAAGAGUGCCAAGUUUUUAAACAAUGGACUCAUAAAUUCACCAUCGCAAAUCAUCCAACCAUUAUUCAGGUUAUAUUAGCAAAUAACAAGAGUAAGGAUGCUGGCGGCAAUUUUAUGCCUAAUCUUAUUUAUAUUUCUAGAGAAAAAAGCAGCAAUACACAUCAUCGCUUUAAAGCUGGUGCUUCAAAUGUUUUGUUACGAGUGUCGGCCAUCAUGACUAAUGCACCAAUAAUAUUGGUUCUAGAUUGUGAUAUGUAUUCCAACGAUCCGCAAACCCUUCUUCGAAUGUUGUGUUACUAUUCGGAUCCUAAAAUUCGUUCCAAAUAUUCAUACAUUCAAUUUCCUCAGUAUUUUCAUGGGGUCAAUAAAAAUGACAUGUAUGCUUGUCAAUUCAAACGUUUGUUUCAAAUUCAACCUAUGGGGUUCGAUGGGCUAGGAGGCGCCAAUCAUGUUGGGACCAACUGUUUCUUCUCCAGGAGAGCAUUCUUUGGUGGCCCAUCCAAUUUUGUUUCUCCAGAAAUCCCUGAGUUGAGUCCAAGUCAUGUUGUAGACAAGCCCAUACAGUCCUCAGAAGUCAUGGCUUUAGCUUAUCAUGUAGCCGGUUGUAAUUAUGAGAACCAAACUACCUGGGGCUACAAGAUGGGAUAUCGAUAUGGGUCGUUAGUUGAGGACUUCUUUACGGGUUAUCAGCUGCGUUGUGAGGGUUGGAGGUCCAUGUUUUGCAAUCCAUAUAGACCAGCGUUUCUGGGGAAUGCCCCUAUCAGCUUGGUGGAUUCGUUGAAUCAACAGAAGCGGUGGGUUGUUGGUGUCUUAGAGGUGGGGUUCUCAAAGUAUAGCCCAAUCAUAUAUGGCAUUAGACGUGUUGGCCUUCUCAUGUCCCUACUUUAUUCACAGUAUGCAUUCUGGCCUAUUUGGUCAAUUCCGAUAACCACAUAUGCUUUUCUUCCCCAGCUAGCUCUCAUCAAUCAAGUUCGCAUCUUCCCAAAGGUCUCUGAACCAUGGUUUCUCCUGUAUCCAUUUCUUUUCCUGGGGGCAUAUGGACAGGAUUAUUUCGACUUUGUCUCUGCUAAGGGAACAUUCCAAAUGUGGUGGAAUGAUCAGAGGAUUUGGACUGUAAGGGGAGUUUCAUGUUUUAUGUUCGGAUCACUUGAAUUUUUGCUCAAGUCCUUGGGCAUUUCGACUCUGGGCUUCAGUGUGACCAGCAAAGUAGUUGAUGAUGAACAAAGUAAGAGAUACGACCAAGGGAUCUUUGAUUUUGGAGUCCCAUCGCCCAUGUUUGUGCCGCUAACAAUGGCAGCAUUGAUCAACUUAGUGGCACUUAUUCUGGGGCUGGCACAAGUUCUCAAAGGCGGCAAUUCAUUGGAGGGACUUGUGAUCCAAAUGUUCAUAGCAGGAUUUUGGGUUGUGAAUUGUUGGCCAAUCUAUGAAGCAAUGGUCUACAGAAAGGAUAAUGGAAAAUUGCCUGUCAAGAUCACUCUCACUGCAGCAUUUCUGACAUGGGCUCUUUACAUAGUAGCUUAAACAAGGUUUUCUUCUUAUGCUUUGUAUUGCACCAUGAAGACAAAUAAGACUUUUAAGGGAUCCUAUCUCUUAUAUAUAUAUAUAAAAUAGGAAACUGCUUCAUUA
Molecule: messenger RNA, 2405 nt
Organism: Manihot esculenta (cassava)
Lineage: Eukaryota; Viridiplantae; Streptophyta; Magnoliopsida; Malpighiales; Euphorbiaceae
Product: cellulose synthase-like protein G3
Exons: 6
Coding region: 24-2300 (758 amino acids)
Biological process (GO): cellulose biosynthetic process; plant-type primary cell wall biogenesis
Cellular component (GO): trans-Golgi network; plasma membrane
Molecular function (GO): mannan synthase activity; cellulose synthase (UDP-forming) activity
Source: RefSeq, a predicted model, not a curated record